AUUCCCAUUUUUGAGGACUUCAUUUCCCAUUCCCAGUGGCCAAAUCCCAGUCCCAGCAACCCAAAUCCCAUUUCCCAGUCUAAAAAUAGAUCAAUCCCAGUUCCCAUUUUACCCCUUCAGGGCCCUCUUAUACUACAAAUGCUUUGUUGGUAUAAAGAUCAGUAUGGAAAGGAUUAUUUACAAUGACUACGAAUUAAUUUACAUACAGUAAUGCAUUUUAUCGAUCCUUUUCAUAUCCAGCAGAGCUGGUACCCGCAUUGUUUAGUUUCGUAUCCCUUCGCUCUAAUUAUUAGGAUAUUGGUAGUACGUCAUACUGAUCAAGUAAUCAUAAGUCACGACAUAGCCGUCUUUUUUCAUUGUGCACCAAGGUGUACGAAUUUCAUGAAUAGUAUUUAUAGGUGUCAGAUCGAGAUAUGUAAUUUGAAACGCAGAAAUCGCAGACGGUCAACAAAGAUGGCAUGUACGCUGUUAAAGGCGAAAAAAUCAGUUUUAACAGACGUUUGAACGAGAGGAGAUCGAUACUCGAGGUACUAUUUUAUAGUUAUACAGUUGCGUGAACAGUUUAUUGUUUUAUUUGUGGGAUAUUUUAACUUUAUACGCGAUUUGAGCGAACUUUCGGUCAGAUACUAAUCCUUGUUGUUGAAAAAAUAUGGUAGGAAUUUGCCACACGUAAUCUCCAGAAAUUUUACUUUUGAAUGAUUUGAUGAAAAUUAAAAGGAAAUAUCUGUUUUGUAUCACAGUUAUAGUUAUUCCUGGUACGCGUCUAAACCCGCCAACCGCUCGAUAGUGCUUAGCGAACCCAUAUUAUAUAAAAUGGAACAGCUUAAUUAAUGGUAUUAAUAACCACUGUGAAUUACGCAUGAGAUUCAACAUGACAUUCAACAUGAUAUUCGAUAUUGUGUGAACUCACUCAUUUCAAUCACUCAGAAGUGAAAAUGAAAAAUAUAGCCAUUUCUUCUCUUCCAAAUGAAUUAGAAAUAAAUAAAUCAUAUAGUUCGUAUUAACAAAUUAAUACCUUUAUGUUUUAUUGCAUAAAAACUAAUAAACGCGCAUCAAAGCAGUCCAAAAAGACAUUUUACUAACAAUAACCACAGGUGCCAAAUACAGCCUGUACUAAAAAAAACUGUCAUUAAAUUCCAACCCCGCUAUUCUAUAGGAUUUUCUUAAAAUUUCAUAUAUUGUGUGCAAGUAUACGCUCUUCCAAAUCGUUACUUAAAGGUAAGCGGUGCAAGCCUAUAUAAACUAGCGAGAAUCCGUCUCAAAAUUUGACUAUUUUGCCCGCCUCAUCCUAAUUAAUUCUGAUAUACACAAAGUCAAUGAUAUAUGUGCGCUGUCAAAAAUUGCCCCUUUAAACCAUCCAUAACUUCCACUCUAUUGUAUACAAUUUUUUUGAGCUUUCACAUCUUGUACAAAAUUAUAUGCUAUUUUACAUGGUUACUUACAAGUAUGUGGUGCAAGCCUUAAAAUGAACGAAAAUCCCACUCAAAUUGGACUGCAUUACAUGCAUCUGAUAUACCAUAGUUAAUAAUUGCUGCCGCAGCGAGCGAGCCUGAAGCGAGCGAGCAAGGCAGCAGAUCCUAAUUUUGUUUUGUGGGUCGAUAUCAAAAUUUUCUAUUUGGCGCAUUGCAUGACGGUACCAGUGAAUUUUAACCGUGGUGCAGCGCGGUCAAGCAUAAGGCAAGCAGGCAAUGUGAUUAUCUUUCAUCUUUGGUCUAGUCUUCUUUUAUGGAAAGCCAUAGCUGGCUUAAAGUGAUCAAACGGCAUUUUGUUGGGUGCUUUUAGCAUUAUACGGCGGUGCUUUCGGCAUUAUACACGGUGCUUUCGCCAUUAUACGCGGUGGUUUCCGCAUUAUACGCUGUGGUUCCAGCAUUAUACGCGGUGCUUUCACCAUUAUAUACGCGGUGCUUUCACCAUUUAUAUACGCGGUGCUUUUGCAAUUAUACGCAGUGGUUCGAGCACUAUAUGCGGUGCUUUUAACAUUAUACGCGAUGCUAGCUUUCAUUCAACAUUAUUUUCAUAUUCUUUCCAUGACAUGUAUAUGAUUUAACGAUCAUGUAUAUGUUAUGUAUAUGAUUUGGUAUGUGGUUGACGAAUGCUUUUUGCCUAUGGUCCGCAAAGACAAUGACAUGCUUUUCUGUGUAUAUAAAUGAAUAUAACGCAGCGAAUGCGCCAAGCAGUAUAAACGCGCGGCUGAAAUACGAUAUUAAAAUCUUGAAUGUGCCGUAUGAUUUAAUUAUGUUUUAGGAUUUACAAAUGCUUUGUCAUUUGGUGUUUAUACUUGUACUGCAUCACAAGGCAGUACGUAAGUGAAAAAAUUUCACAUGUGAGACUGUCUUGUAUAUAUUUUUUGCUUUCUUUGAUAAACAUUAUUAAUAAACACGCAAAUUUUAAUUAGGGAGACGCAAUGUUAAAUGUCACCUGCAUGUCAUUGUCAUUGCCCUUUAACCCCUGGUCUAAUUGGCCGCUUUUGAAAAUGUUGAUCAUGACGAACCGCACUUUUGUGUUUUAAAAACGAGUUAGGAUAAAACGCGGAUACGGACGGACGGACGGUUGGCGACGGACUGAUCGGACGGAUAACAUAUAUAUGUAAUUAUAUAGUCUGCGCGAGUCUGCGCGCAGCCGCGCAGGGUAGUUAGUGGCUUACGUCUUCGCUGGUUUUGUAUUUACCGAGAAAUCAAUAUUCCGAGUAUAUAAAUAUAUAAACUGGGAUGUCACACUGAUAGUUUGUUUAUAUUUCCUGGAGCAUCAAAUCUUAUGUUUAACCACGGUGGUUUAACCCAUUAGCUGGCAACGCGCCAGUCCCUUGUCCAGCGCCAGAAAAUUUUACUCGUCAGUGGUACAGGGUACUGCCAGUAAAUGGGUUAACAAACCUAUCUGCCAGUGGCUCUUGUUAAUCCAUCAGCACAGUAAUGACUUUAGUAUUUACCCUGUCCAACGCCAGACGAUUUUUAAUACUCAGUCAGUGGUAGGGCCGUGCUGUCAAUAAAUGGGUUAACAAGGAUAACAAUAGCCUGCGUAGCGGCUAUCAGAUCUACUUUCUCUGAGAGCAGCUACGCAGGCUAGGAUAACAAUAAUAGGAUGUUUCUGAAGGACUCGUUCAACACCCUGUAGUUUGUCUUUUGCUGUCAAAGGCAGCAUUACUGCCCUGUGGGUAACCUAGUUAUACAGUAUAUGUGUUGCGAGGACCUUCCUGCAUUUAAUUUGUAGAUUUUGCGCCCCCUAUUCUAUAGGAUUUUCUUAAACUUUCAUAUAUAGUAUAGAAUUAAAUGCUCUUUCAAAUGGUUACUUACACGUAAGCCGUACAAGCUUGAAAAAGAACGAAAAUCCUACUCAAACAGGACUGUCCUUCGCGCCUAUUAUAAGCCAAUUAUAUACAUGUGAGCUUUGUCUGUUUAAUUGUAAAAAUCUUGCGCGCUAUUCUAUAGGAUUUUCUUAAAAUUUCAUAUAUUGUAUAAAAUUAUAUGCUCUUUCAAAUGGUUACUAACACGUAAGUGGUGCAAGCCUUAAAAUGAACGAAAAUCCCACACAAACAUGACUGUACUUCGCACCUCUUAUAUUAUAAGCCUAUUAUAUAUCAGCUUUCAACAACUGUCUGUUUAAUUGUAAAAAUCUUGCGCGCUAUUCUAUAGGAUUUUCUUAAAUUUCAUAUAUGGUAUAAAAUUAUAUGCUCUUUCAAAUGGUUACUAACACGUAAGUGGUGCCAGCCGUAAAAUGAACGAAAAUCCCACUCAAAUUUGGCUGUAUAAUUACGAGCAUCUGAUACACUAAGCCAAUUAUAUAUGCGUUGAGAGGAACUCCCUGCAUUUAAUUUGUAGAUUUUGCGCACGCUAUUCUAUAGGAUUUUCUUAAACUUUCAUAUAUUGUAUCAAAUUAUAUGCUCUUUCAAAUGGUUACUAACACGUAAGUGGUACAAGCCUGAAAAUGAACGAAAAUCCCACUCAAAUUUGGCUGUAUAAUUACGCGCAAUACACUAAGCCAAUUAUAUAUGCGUUGCGAGGAACUCCCUGCAUUUAAUUUGUAGAUUUUGCGCACGCUAUUCUAUAGGAUUUUCUUAAACUUUCAUAUAUUGUAUCAAAUUAUAUGCUCUUUCAAAUGGUUACUAACACGUAAGUGCUGCCAGCCGUAAAAUGAACGAAAAUCCCACUCAAACAUGACUGUACUUCGCACCUCUUAUAUUAUAAGCUUAUUACAUAUGAGCUUUCAACAACUGUCUGUUUAAUUGUAAAAAUCUUGCGCGCUGUUCCAUAGGAUUUUCUUAAAAUUUCAUAUAUUGUAUAAAAUUAUAUGCUCUUUCAAAUGGUUACUAACACGUAAGUGGUGCUAGCCUAAAAAUGAACGAAAAUCCCACUCAAACACGACUGUACUUCGCACCACUUAUAUUAUAAGCCUAUUACAUAUGACCUUUCAACAACUGUCUGUUUAAUUGCAAAAAUCUUGCGCGCUAUUCUGUAAGAUUUUCUUAAAAUUCCAUAUAUUGUAUAAAAUUAUAUGCUCUUUCAAAUGGUUACUAACACGUAAGUGGUGCCAGCCGUAAAAUGAACGAAAAUUCCACUCAAAUUUGGCUGUAUAAUUACGCACAUCUGGUACACUAAGCCAAUUAUAUAUGCGUUGUGAGGAACUCCCUGCAUUUAAUUGGUAGAUUUUGCGCCCGCUAUUCUAUAGGAUUUUCUUAAACUUUCAUAUAUUGUAUCAAAUUAUAUGCUCUUUCAAAUGGUUACUAACACGUAAGUGCUGCCAGCCGUAAAAUGAACGAAAAUUCCACUCAAACAUGACUGUACUGUGCACCUCUUAUAUUAUAAGCCUAUUACAUAUGAGCUUUCAACAACUGUCUGUUUAAUUGCAAAAAUCUUGCGCGCUAUUCUAUAGGAUUUUCGUAAAAUUUCAUAUUUUGUAUAAAAUUAUAUGCUCUUUCAAGUGGUUACUAACACGUAAGUGGUGCCUGUCGUAAAAUGAACGAAAAUCCCACUAAAAUUUGGCUGUAUAAUUACGCGCAUCUGAUACUAACACUAAGCCAUGCAAUUAUAUAUGCGUUGCGAGGAACUCCCUGCAUUUAAUUUGUAGAUUUUGCGCCCGCUAUUCUAUAGGAUUUUCUUAAACUUUCAUAUAUUGUAUCAAAUUAUAAAUGGCGUGACAGGCAGACCUACAAAUCAUUAGCUAGUCAUAACCAAUUGGAGAACUGUACUAUGCUUGCGUGAUGGAAAACGAAAACCAACAGGGAGGUAGGCCUAUGAGCAAUGAGAACAUUUAAAAUGGCAAGUGCUAUAUAUUUUUCAAAUCUAGUUAUUUAACUAGAUAAGUAUAUAUAUAUAUCAUAUUGUUCACAUGCAUUUUUGUGAACUUAAACGAUUUCGUGUUUCAGUUUCACAGGUGAGGAAUUCAGACCUUGAGACCUUGAUGCGCCCUUUGAUACCUCAGGGGGACGAGAUGCUUGAGAGUAUGUAUUUCGUGAAACGUUGGUUACGUUGCAUAGAAUAUUGUAUAAUUUGCAUUCUAUAUGAUACCAGAUUGCAUAUGCCUUUCAGCCGAAUAACGUUCAGUCGUUUUUAGUGAUUAAUGUUCUGUUGCAAUUAUUCUAUAGUGUUUGAAGCCUUCCAGCGAUGGAUACAGUCGCAGACACAAGCAGCUAUUCAAAUCCACCCGCCAAUUGGUAAAGCUUAAAUAUUCGGUUAAAAUAGAGAAUAUCAAUUGAUAUGAUUUUCAAACCUGAAUAUUUUUGACAUGUGUUUUAUCAAGGUUUUAUCAAGGUUCAUAAAUCGAAUAAUUAAGAUUUAUCCUCAUUUACAUAAACUUCGAUCAGCUUUGAUUUUCUUGGCUUAUAGACAAUGUUUAUUCUUUUUAAUAUUACUUUGCCAAUGAACUUAUAUACUAACAUGUGUCGUGUUUUACGUACGUUAAAACAUUCGCAUCCGAGCUUUAUCUGAUAUGCAACUCUCGCCUUCGGAUCGAGUUAGUAUAUCACAUAAAGAUCGGCUGCUUACGUUUUAACUAUAGUACUAAACAAAUGGCAAUUUUUCGUUUUUUGAAAGACAUAGAAAAUAGUAUUAAGCAUGCAUAUGGCAUCAAACAAAAGAAUCGUCACAAAACUUAAAGUAUAAACUGAUCACGCAUUAUUAAAUAUAUUAUGCCUUAUGGUAUAUGCGCAUGCAGCAAAAGCUGUUCGAACGACUCACCAGGCACAAAAAACGACAUAAAUUACGUUUUUCUUAAUUUUUUAAAAAAACGACAUAAAUUACGUUUUGUUAAUUGUAACGUGAAUUUUGGGACACGCAUUUACUUAUUUCGGUAACCGGGCAAAAGAAUUAAAAGAUACACCUUUUCCGUUCUUCACUGCAAACAAUCAUAUACAAUCUUCGGCAAACAUCUGUGCGGGAACACUUAUUUAAGUUGUAUAUAUAAUGUAUAUAUUUGUUAUGUUUGUCUGUUAUUUAGGUAAUCCUAACAUGGCGCGCAACGAUGUGCCAUCACGGCUGCCGGAGCAAGGAAAUGGAUUGGAGGGUAAGAUUAAAUCAAAAUAACGUGCGCAACAACUCCGGCGCAGUAUCAAAUCAACGCAUUAAUAAUUUACCGAUAAUAUAUAUACGUACACUGACCAAUUUUAAUACUCAACGAAAAUUGAUACCAUUAAUGUUUUCCUUUCUACUCAUAUAGAUAUAACUUGCCAUUACUGCAGACAGAAGGGCCACAAGAAGUGGAAAUGCACAAUUCGCCCGAAAGGAAAAGGAAAAAGAGGGAAAAGGGGCGGGAAAAGGGGCGGGAAAAGGGGCGGGAAAAGGGGCGGGAAUAGGCGCGGUAAAAAUGUAAAUAUCUAUUUAUGAUCCAAAUAAACAACUUAAAAAUAAAACGUGGACUUACUUGUCGUGCUGCUUUCCUAGCAUACUAGAUACACUAUCCCGCAUUUACGUAUAGCCAUUAAAAAUCAUCCCGAAAAACCACUGUAUCAAAUCCUAUAGAAAAGCCGGCGCAACAAUUUACAAAUUGAAAAGAAGUUCCUCGCAUCGCAUACAAUGGCUUAAUACUGGCAUGCCUAAGUCAGUCCUGUUUGAGUGGGAUUUUCGUUAAUUUCAGGCUUGCAACACUUACGUGUAAGUAACCAUUUGAAAAAGCAUAUAAUUUUAUACAACAUAUG
Messenger RNA from Paramuricea clavata, 7126 nucleotides. NCBI's taxonomy places the organism in Eukaryota, Metazoa, Cnidaria, Anthozoa, Malacalcyonacea, Plexauridae. The record is from the annotation of a GenBank genome assembly.